Patella vulgata (common limpet) is the source of this 2241-nucleotide messenger RNA. RefSeq lists its product as uncharacterized. The transcript is spliced from 6 exons. The coding region runs from base 337 to 1785 and encodes 482 amino acids. NCBI's taxonomy places the organism in Eukaryota, Metazoa, Mollusca, Gastropoda, Patellidae. The record is from RefSeq and is a predicted model, not a curated record.
ACAGGGGUAUUACCUACUCCAAGAAUGACCAUCUUAUACUAUUAGAUACUUCUGACCGUUUCCAAAUUGGGAAAAUAGUUCUUCAUUUAGUGAAAGACAAUGAACCGUAUUGCAUUGUUGAAAUGUUUGAGGCCAUUCGCCUUCCUAAGUUUGGAGUUCAUAAAUUGGAACCAAUAAACGUCAACUGCUUUAAACUGCUAAAAUAUACUCAUGAAAUAUUUGAUUAUUAUCCAUUACCUACUUAUUUGGCAUUUGGGGUCACUUGCAUAGUAUUAAAACACACUGUACCAAUAAGAUCAUAAACAGGUGUAUGUGGUUAAUUUCUAGUGUUUCAGCAUGGAUAUUUCACACUUCAUUAAAGUGACCACCUGUAACGGUCGCAAGGUGGCAGUGCAUUGUGAUGGGAACACUUAUGAUGAAUUUUUGAAGAAUGUGAGUGAAAAGUUUAACAUCCCUGAAAAUAACAUAGAGAUCACUACCAGUGAUAAUACAGAGGUCGAUAAUGUGUACUUCAACGCAAUUGUUAAAUCUGUAGACCAACUUAAUGCAAGGGAUCGUACUGCAUGUGAAUCUAAAGCAUCAACUGAAUUUAGUCUACAAUCACCUCUACAAUCGCCAACGUCGUCAAUAAGUUCCAGGAGCUGUACCUCUCCGUUGGAGACUGGGACUCAAGCCACCAUACAAAUUCCAUGGAAUAAGAUUCCGUCGAGUCUUAAUCAGGCAUUUGAAGAGGAAGAGCUAAUAACUCGAAAACAACGAUGUUUGUUAAUAAAAAUAUUGUGGGAUGAGAUAAAACAAACCAAUCAAAGAAUCUCGAGGAAAAUCCUGAGAGAAGUGGCGGCAAAAGUUGUACGAAGACAUCCAAGAUGUUUCGAAAAACGGAUGGACGGAACGAUUUUGACUGACGGUAUCGAAGAACUGAUGUUAGCUUUAGAAGCGAAAAAAGACAACGAAAACCGACCAGAAUCUUGUGAAAAAUCCAAGAAACCACGCUUAGACAUUGAAGUCAUAAAUUCAGAGUCAUUUAAUCAAAAUGAACUUAAGGAUUUGUUUUUAAAAGAUAAACUGACUGAUGUGGAAAAACAGAAAGUUCGUGAAACAAUGAUAUCCACAUAUCAGGCACAAAGAAUAGAUUUCAUCGACAAAGAUACAACCAUAUGCAUGGUUAAAGCAAGUUGGCCAUUUAUAUUUCAAAGUGAUUACUUUUUUAAACACUUCGAAAUGUUAACCAGUGUUAAUUUACUGAAGUUGUUCAAUGGAAUCGGAGAAAUACAAAGUGUGCGAAUCUAUAAUUAUCUUGUUGCCCAGAAGACCUGUAAUCUUUCAGAAAUACAAAAUCUGCAGGAACAGCCAAAUAUAACCUGGACAUAUCAGAUGUUGACCCAGGUUUUUAAAGAGGAUCUUAAGGAAUUGAUAGUAUGUCAGGAUUCAUUGAAGACAGAUAAACUUCCGUGCACACCAUGCAUAGUUGGUAUUGGGCCAUCUAUAUUUCAUACUUCUAAAUAUGUGCUAGUUGUGGAUAAAGAACCCGUCACUACAGAUAUUACAUCACUUUCAGUGGCAAUGGCCAUGCAAUUUGCAGCCUUUUUUAUUUUCAAUAUUUGCUUUCCGAAAAAAGUUAUCAAUACUAUGGAUGCUUUCCAAAGGUUCAUAUUGAAGUUUAAAAAUGAGAACACUCCCAAAAAGUUGAAGAAAAAGACCUGUGUCAAUGAUCAAGUUCUUAAAUUUGCGUCCGAUGUAGCGAGGUACGAGGCCUUCCUUGAAUGUGGAGAGGUAUCCGAUUAAAGAAAUUUUUACAAUUUUUGCAAUUAACAUUUUUAGUGCCGUUACACCCCUCCAUAUCAUUAUCGUGGCCUAAAGUGAUAAACAUUUUUGUGAAAUCAUUAGUUACAAGUAUGUUUAUGAUGUCUUAGUGAUGAGUAAUGAUGAUGUCAUUAGUGAUAAGCAUUUGUUCAUGUUAUAAGUAUGUUUUUUAUAUCAUUAAUGAUGAGUAUAUUGAUGUCAAUAGUGAUGUGUAUGUUUUUGAUUGUCAUUCUAAGUAUGGUUGUGAUGGCUAUUAAUGAGGAGUAUGUUUCAUGUUCACAUUUGUUUUAAUGUGAGAUAUUGUUUUUAAUGUGUGUAAAGUUUUAUUUCAUUAUACUUUAUCAAGGUAUGAUAACUUUUAAAAUGAUUUUCUAUAACAAUUAUAUACACAUGGAAAAAAGUUAAAUCGACACCUAUAUUUUUCAAAAUGUCUUGUCU